AUGUCUGAGACUCCUGUUGUGCCGCGCGGCCAGUUCAGCAUUUCGCUCGAUGACAAUGACAAUGUCAGCGCUAUUACAAGCAGCAUUAAUAAGCUUAGUACUGAGGACAAGGAGAGCACGCACCCGGCAGCUGCUGUGACGGCAGUCAAGCCUGGCACAUCAACAGAUCUGACGGAGAAAGACUCCAAGCCGGAGCCGGAGCGCGAGGUCGAGGUGCGGCUGGCAGACCUGCAGGCAGACCCGAACUCACCGCUGUACUCGGCUAAGACGUUCGAGGAGCUGGGCCUGCAUGCGAAUCUGCUGAAGGGCGUGUACGACAUGGGGUUCACCAAGCCCUCAAAGAUUCAGGAGCGUGCACUGCCGCUGCUGCUGGCCAACCCGCCUCGCAACAUGAUUGGGCAGUCGCAGUCGGGCACCGGCAAGACAGCUGCGUUUGUGCUGACGAUGCUGAGCCGCGUGGACUACGACCUGAACCAGCCGCAGGCACUGUGUCUGGCGCCGUCGCGCGAACUGGCCCGCCAGAUCAUGGACGUGAUCCAGCAGAUGGGCAAGUACACGCCGAUGAAGGCUGUAUUUGCCAUCAAGGACUCGGUGGGCAAGGGCGAAACAAUCGACGCGCACAUUGUGGUUGGCACACCUGGAACUGUGAGCGACCUGCUGCGCAAGCGCUCGCUGUCGCUGAGGAGCAUGAAGCUGUUUGUGCUGGACGAGGCAGACAACAUGCUGGACCAGCAGGGACUCGGUGACCAGAGUCUGCGUGUCAAGAACAGCAUCCCGAAGGACUGCCAGGUCGUGCUGUUCUCGGCGACGUUCCCGGAGAAGGUGCGCACGUUUGCUAACCGCUUUGCUCCCCAGGCCAACGAGAUCCGGCUCAAGGCAACCGAGUUGACGGUCGACGGCAUUAAGCAGUUCUACAUGGACUGCAAGUCGGUCGAGCAUAAGGUCGAGGUGCUGGCCGAGCUGUACUCGCUGAUGACGAUCGGGCAGAGCAUCAUUUUUGUCAAGACGCGCCACACCGCCGAGCGCAUCGCCGCGCGCAUGACCAAGGACGGGCAUUCUGUCGUUUAUCUGCACGGCAAGCUCGAGUCGGAGCAGCGCGACAAGGUUAUGGACGAUUUCCGCGACGGCAAGAUCAAGGUUCUGAUCACCACCAACGUCAUUGCGCGCGGCAUCGACAUCAUGCAGGUCAAUUUGGUUAUCAACUACGACAUCCCGACAGACGGCAACGACCGCCCCGACCCCGAGACGUAUCUGCACCGCAUCGGCCGCACUGGGCGCUUCGGCCGCACGGGAGCCAGCGUCAACUUUACCCACGACGAGGAGAGCUACGAGAAGAUGAAGGCCAUCCAGGACACGCUUGGCUGUGACAUCAUCAAGGUCCCCACCGAUGACUGGGAGGACGCGCGCAAGAUCCUGAAGAAGGCGCUCAGGUAA
Messenger RNA from Linderina pennispora, 1434 nucleotides. RefSeq names its product DEAD-domain-containing protein. Bases 1 to 1434 code for a protein of 477 amino acids. Lineage: Eukaryota; Fungi; Kickxellomycota; Kickxellomycetes; Kickxellales; Kickxellaceae. Gene Ontology annotation, cellular component: nucleus; cytoplasmic stress granule. Gene Ontology annotation, molecular function: ATP binding; RNA helicase activity; RNA binding. The transcript is spliced from 2 exons. The record is from RefSeq and is a predicted model, not a curated record. Gene Ontology annotation, biological process: poly(A)+ mRNA export from nucleus.